Messenger RNA from Trichomycterus rosablanca, 745 nucleotides. RefSeq names its product granzyme B-like. The transcript has 4 exons. NCBI's taxonomy places the organism in Eukaryota, Metazoa, Chordata, Actinopteri, Siluriformes, Trichomycteridae. Bases 1 to 717 code for a protein of 238 amino acids. Gene Ontology annotation, molecular function: serine-type endopeptidase activity. Gene Ontology annotation, biological process: proteolysis. The record is from RefSeq and is a predicted model, not a curated record.
AUGGAGAGUGAUAUUAUUGGGGGUAAGGAAAUUAAACCACACUCAAGACCCUACAUUGUGUCGGUUCAGGUUAACAAGGCACAUGUGUGUGGUGGAAUGCUUAUCAGAAAGAAUUACGUAUUGACUGCAGCCCACUGUGUGAGCAACAUUAAAUUCCCUGGAAAGAACAAGCUGGAAGUGGUACUUGGAGCUCACAACAUCAGCCAAAAGGAGCGUGAACAGCAGAGAAUCCAAGUAAAGAAGUACAUCAAGCAUCCAUUUUACAAUCCAAAAACAAGUCAAAAUGACACCAUGUUACUGAAGCUGAAGUCUGAAGCCAAGCUGAAUGAAUAUGUGAAAGUUAUUGAUCUUCCUAAAAAGAAUGAGAAGAUCAAUGCUCUUAAGAACUGUUCAAUUGCAGGCUGGGGAAAGAAAAAACAAAACGGUGCUGCAUCAAAUGUUCUGCAUGAGGUCACACUCAAACUACAGUUCAGCUUUGAAUGCAAAAAAAUAUGGCAACAGUUUUUUGACUCUCAAAGCAUGAUCUGCACAGUCUCUGAUGGGAAAAAAGCUUUUUGUCAGGGGGAUUCAGGCAGUCCUCUCAUCUGUAAAAAUGCAGCACUGGGAUUGGCUGCAUAUACAUUUGAUGGUAACUGCUUAAACCAAAAGUAUCCAGAGGUAUACAUGAAGAUCCCCUACUAUGUUCAAUGGAUUGAAGAUGUUAUAAAUAAGAAGUAAAAGCAUAAUUUGCUCAUUUAACAGAAAU